AUGUCAUUUCUUGAAGAAUUUCAAGCCAAUUUGGAUUCACUGCCCAAUAUUCUUCAUAAGAAGUAUGCCCUGUUGCGUGACCUAGAUAAGAGUUUAGAAGAUAAUCAAAGGCAAAAUGAACAGCGUUGUCAGCAAGAAAUUGAAGAUAUUAGGCGAGGAGUUAGGUCUGGAAACAUCACACUCGAUACUUCAGUUAUUAGAUUAUCUGAUGAAGCACUUGAUGAACAAAAGCAUAGCAUCAGGAUUGCUGAUGAAAAAGUUGCCUUGGCUGUCCAAGCAUAUGAUUUGGUCGAUACACAUAUACAACAACUUGAUCAAUAUCUGAAAAAGUUUGACGAGGAGCUUCGGCGUGAAAGAGAAAAUGCUGCAAUGACUGGAGUGCCUGCUUCAAGUACAGACGUCAACACAAAAUCUGGAAAGAAUGAAGGCGGUAGAGGAGGCAGAAAAAAAACACGGCAAACAACAUCUGUCCAAACUGCAAUAGCAGCAGCAACUGCAGCAGCAGCAGAACUAGCCGCAUCUGCAAACCCUACUGGCAUGGAUUUAGAUUUACCGGUUGAUCCGAAUGAACCCACAUACUGCUUUUGCAACCAAGUUAGCUACGGAGAAAUGGUUGCCUGCGAUAACCCUGAUUGCAAAAUAGAGUGGUUUCAUUUUGGUUGUGUUGGCCUGAGAGAACAACCAAAAGGAAAAUGGUUCUGUUCAAGUUGUGCAGCAACAAGAAAUCGCCGGAGAGGCAAAUGA
Molecule: messenger RNA, 744 nt
Organism: Lathyrus sativus (Indian pea)
Lineage: Eukaryota; Viridiplantae; Streptophyta; Magnoliopsida; Fabales; Fabaceae
Source: the annotation of a GenBank genome assembly